Molecule: messenger RNA, 4917 nt
Organism: Dunckerocampus dactyliophorus (ringed pipefish)
Lineage: Eukaryota; Metazoa; Chordata; Actinopteri; Syngnathiformes; Syngnathidae
Product: transmembrane emp24 domain-containing protein 1-like
Exons: 6
Coding region: 625-1398 (257 amino acids)
Biological process (GO): intracellular protein transport; endoplasmic reticulum to Golgi vesicle-mediated transport; Golgi organization
Cellular component (GO): endoplasmic reticulum-Golgi intermediate compartment; COPII-coated ER to Golgi transport vesicle; endoplasmic reticulum
Source: RefSeq, a predicted model, not a curated record
UUUGUGGAAUACGUCCUGGACUGUAAGAGCGGGAUGCUCUCCUCAUCCCUGAGAGUGUGCAUGGUGUGGUGGAACACGCCCACGUCCACGAAGAACACUUUGGAGUAGACAAAGUAGUGACCGUCCUUGCGGAUGACCAGACUUCUGUCCUUGUAGUCCAUCUGGUGGAGGAGGGGGUCCGCUAUGGUGCUCCAGCCCAGGAUUGCUUUGUCGUGAACAGCAUCUGGUCCAUCUGGAGACAGUCGACUUGGGUGGAGGUAGAAGAUCAGCACAGCCUCCAGUAUGACCCCACCCAAGGCUACGCUCACCAGCACGAAGAGAAGGCUCUGAGCCAGGCCUCCGGUCCGUCCUCGACCCCGGGCUGCUCGGGGUGGCAGCGGAGGGGCCGUAGCGUGGCUGUCGACCACAUACACAGGAGGAGCCGUCAUGUCCGUACGCUAAACAAGUCUUCUGCAAGUGCAGAUAUCUUUCCGGAGCGCAUCAGCCCCCAAGUGAGAGAUGAGUGCCGCACAAAGUAAGAGUGAAAUGCAAGCGAGUGAAAAGCGAAGUGAAGCUGUCCACGUGAGGAGCGUGGCUGAGGUGGAUGCUGACGCCACUGAUUGAGCUCCAGGCCAACAAGCCGGAAUGACACCAAGCUGGGCUGGAUCAGCAGGUUUAACCAAAUGUUCAGCGUUGGCGUCUUGUCUUUGUUUGUGUGCAACAAGCAUCUCUUGUCAUUGUGAUUUGAGGAUGGAGCUGAGGUGUUCGCUGCUGACUUUGCUGGCUUGUUGGGCUCUCAAGACGAGCUGGGCUUUGAACUUGAGGCCCAGUGAAGACAUGGAGUUCACCUUCUUGCUACCUGCCGGCAGCAGAGAGUGCUUUUACCAAAGCACAGCAAAGGACGACAGCCUGGAGUUUGAAUACCAAGUGAUUGGGGAGCGAAAUCAGGACGUCGGCUUUGUCAUGGUGUCACCCAGCGGCAUCAGACAUGCGUACGACUACAGGAGAACUCACGCCGUCCACAACGUGGAUCGUACAGAGGAAGGAGACUACAAGCUGUGCUUUGACAACAGCUUCAGCACGCUAAAGGACAAGAUGUUGUUCUUCGCACUGGUCAUCACCAGUCCAAGCAACACCGACUCCGAGGACUUGAUCGGUGAUGACACCACAAAAAACACCUUGGAGGACCAACUGGAGGACAUCAGGAUCAAGCUCAAGUCUAUGUACUCGUCCAUCCAGAGGAGCCAUCUGAUCCAGCUGAUGCUGAGGAACUUCAGUACCAGGGACCAGCACCUCCAGGACGACAACCUGUGGAGGGUGACCUUCUGGUCCUCCGUCGGCGUCUUGUCCAUCCUCACUGUGGCUGGCGUUCAGGUCUACGUGCUGCAGUCCCUCUUUGAUAAAAACACAACCUGCUGACCACAUGCAGGCUUUUCCAAACCCUUUUUACGCGGGAAAAAACAAACACAUUCUUUGAGAAUACAUUCAUAUUUUUAAACAAAAUGAUACAAGAUUAAUGCUGGACUUUCUAAAUUCCUAAGAAUACAUUUGUUACGUUCAGAAAAGCCAUUUUAAAAGAUGACAAAGCUACAUUACUGAAUAACCUUUUAAAGUCUUAAUAUAAGGGGAAAAAAAUGUUAUAUUACAGAAAAAAAACUUAAAAAUAUGCCAAUUAAGUCAUAAUUUAGUAAGAAACACAAAAUCCUAAUGAAUAUUAAUAUUAAAUACAAUAAUUGAUACAAUAAUUAUUGUAGAAAGUUAAAAUCAAAUACGAUCAGAAAUAAAACAUUUAUCAGAGAAUAAGGAAAAAUAAAAUGACGGUUCGGGUUAAAAGCAAAGUCCUAAGGCCCUAAUAUUACAUGAUUAUACGCGAAUAACUCUAACUUAAUAUUAACAGAAAAAACUGAAGAAUAAAAUAUUCAGGGAAAAAAGCUCACAGUACAAAGAUAAUAAAGAUGACUCAGAUAAGAAAAAACAUUUUCAGAGACUUAAGUCUUAAUAUUACAAGAUUAUACAUGAAUAAACUAAAACUAGGGGGGGAAAAAUACACAUUGGAAGAAUAAAAUUAAACUACUAAUUUGAAGACAAUAAGUCAUACUUUUCUAAGAAGGAAAUCUCUCAAAAUUUCGAUGAAAAGAUUCGUGUUCCCUCGCUCUCUCACGGUUCACCUUUCUCAGAACAGGCCUAAUGUGUCCUUACGUUACAAUAACAACACAAGGAUGAAAUUUAAGAUGACCAGAAAAGACAUUUUUAGGAAUACAGUCUUGCCCCAAAAAAAACACAAGACAAUUGUAAUUUUGUGAUAAAAGCCCCCAAAAUAUUAGGUGGAAAAAAGAUGUAACACAAAUGAAGCUGACAUAUCUAAAAAUAAAAGCAUAAAGAUGCAAUACUGUGAGAACGUGAAAUCAUAUGACUAAAAACAUGUCAUUUUACAAGAAAAACUCCCAACAUUUAAAACAAUAACUGAUUGAUCAUGCACAUGUGAGCCAUGAGAACCAUAUUUGUUUUUAAUAAUUUACACAUUUACAGUAUGUAGCCAAAAGUCAGCAGCAGGAAACUUGAAAAAACAAACAAAGCACACAAUCCCUGAUCCAUUUGGAACUUGAACAGCCCACGUCCGCUCACAUGGGCGUGUCUGCUACGGUGGACAUGCAGUGCACAUGCAUGCGCCUCCUUCACACCAAUCAAUACAAUAAAAAGUCAAUUAAGAGGAAACGAGGACUCUCAUUUUAGUUUGGGCAGCCUCCCCCCCAGCACCCCAUCUAAUCCCUUUAUUAUACAGUAUAUCCCUUACAUUUACAGCUCGACAGCUAUUGAAGACGUUCACAUGAGGCUUCCGCCUGUUCGUUCGGAGCUCUCAUGAAGGCACCCUCCUUCUUCUCCAUCGUUACAAGGUCAUUCAAGGUCAGCACUAGUAUCGCCGAGGAGCGGGCCGCCUGUUUUAACAACAAUCAACGUUAAAUGCUGCCUUGACGAAGAUACCCGUACUGUCACCUCCUGUCAAGAAAUGUCAAUAACUUGGGGAUCGUUAGAAAUGGAGGACCGAAGAAAAAUAACAUUUAAAAAUGAAGUAUAUAUCACAGUGAAUUUUAAAUAAAUAUAAACUAAAAUGAUUCUAAGCGUUCGCUUGAAAAGAACAUUUAGCAAAUUAAAUAUUUUGGAAUAUUUUUAAAUUUCUUAAAAUUAGAAUUAUAUUUACAAUAAUGGAAUAAAGUGGAUGCAAAUAAUCUUGCAUAUCAAUCUGAAAUAUUUCGUUAUGCUAAACUAAAAAUGCAAACUAUGCAAAAUAACAGCAGUGAUGCAAUACAUGUUUACGCAUUUUUUUCUUAAUGUAAAAUGAGCGAGAAUUAUAUUUCCUAUUGUGAAUAUAUUUUAUAUGUACAGUGGCAUUCACACAAAGUAAUACAUUUAAGUAAAUUAAAUGCACAUAUAGAAUGUACAAUUGCAUGAAUGUACAUUUUUAAGUAUCAUUUAAAAUAGCAUUUAUGCAACAGUAAUGUAAAUGUUUAGCAAUAAAAUUUAAAAUAACAGGAUGUAAAAUAGCAAUACUGUACAUUCUUAAGUAUGCAUGAAAUUUAAAAUUAAAAAAAUACCAUUAAAGCUAAUGUUUGUAUUUACACGUAAGCAUAAAUGAUAAUAAAAUAUCAAACCAAAUUCUUAGUGUUUGAACUACAAGAAUGAGGUGUUUCACAUGUUGUGGUUGCACUAUUUAGUUACAUAAUACUGUAUUAAGUAGUAAUAAACAGUGUAAUGCUCCGUGGCAUUUCAAUACACCUGACAUUGUGCAUGUGUACCUAAUGUAGUGUCCACUGAGUUUGGACCCACUGUUGAAAUUUGGGAUGGUGAAAGAGAGGAGGAGAGAUGAAAGUGAGGACACAAGGAGACACCAACCACCAGAAGAAGCAGUCCCUUUCUUUUUUUUUUUUAUUGUACACAACACCGCUUUUAUUGACUUGUGUCUUUUCUACAUCAUUUCAUGUCAUGUUGUCUACACAGGCACUUGGACAAAAAAAAAAAAAAAUCAGGGAGGAAGGAGGACAUAGUGAACUUAAGUCUUAAUACAGGACUUAUAUGGACUGUACAGUCUGGGCUGGACUUCAGUUACAGGCGCCCUCUAGUGGAGAGAAGGUGUACGUGCUGACAAUGAUUGAAGGCGGAAAGAAGCACAUUCUGUCGAGAGGUUGGAAUAGUUUUACAGUGAUUAUUCAUGUGUUGGGAUAUUCUGUGGCUUCUCUUGACAGGAUGUGCCUUCAACCAGCCAAACCCCCACCACCGCUGAACACAAGCAGCCCCUAAAUGAGUGAUUAGAAUGAGUUCAAGCGAUCGAUAAUGGCAAAUAAUGACGCCCCCUGACAUGUGGGUUAUAAAUAAAAGCAUCUCGAUAGAAUCCAUACAUUUGAGACGAGUUAGUCACAUGACAUGUUAGAUAAGAUACAAGUGCUACCUUCCACAGUGCGGCCCGCGUAUUUACAAAAAGGUUGAAUGCAUAGAUGCAGGUAGCCAUGGCGCCAUGGUUCACGUGUGUGUUCGGACUUUUCACCACGGGAGGCAUUUGUUUUUGUUUUUAAAGCUACAUAUAUCCUUUUGAAUAAAAAAAGAUGCUUGAUUAGAAUGCUAUCAGGAAAUGAAGUGUCGGGGGGGUGAGCGAGGCAAUGAAUAAGUUAUUUCAAGAUGUAAAACAACAACUAGCCUGUCAAUGCAUCCUACUUUUAUUUUCUGUACACUUUGCACAGCACAGAGGCGGAACCUUCUAUCCCCACCACACGCACACAAACAAGAGAAUUAGGCUCGGCCACCGCGGGGGUCUAGUCUAGCAGGGAGGGCUCAGCAGGGCGGAUAAUGGUGGGCCGGUGAGAGGGAGCCCCAGGGGGUCUUCGGCUGCAGUGUGGAGAGAAGACGGGAGACGUGAGACUCGCAGAGCUCACAGAAGUGACAGAA